AUGAAUCAAUCAACAAUACUAAAGAAAAAGGGUUCGAAUCCAAACAAAUCUCAAAGUCCAUUGAAGAAUCUGAAUUUUGAUAUGCAAUAUCGAUCAAGUGCUGAAUUGGCCAACAAAUUCAAGAUUAAGAGAGAACAACUUGCAAAUGAAUGCAAUGAUAGAGUUAAGAAAGAGCAGGCACCAAUACCACAUAAAAGAAAGAAUUCUGAGGAUUUCAUUCCACAACAAGGAAAGAGUAAAUUGCUUGGGCACAAAUCAGUAAUGCAAUCGUCUUCAAGGGAAGAGCUUAGAACCUCACAUAUGAUUGCAGGGAAAGGACAAACUAAACAGAGGUUAUUUCAAUCUGGAGAGUCCAUUCAAGAGAAAGGAAUUAAACUUCAUAUGAAUAACUCUAGGUUCCAAACGUCAUUCAAGGAAGGUGUUACUGCUUCAGUACAUGUGACUGGAACAACACUAGGUAAUGGAGAGGUACAACAUGAUAUUGAGGAUCUACUGAACUUCAAACAGUCCAAAUUUCUAAUUCCAGUAGAAGGAAAGAAGUGGGUGAUGACUGGUCUUCGUGAUGCUUGGAGGAGACACAAACAAAAAAUUAAAGAGAAAUUUUUUGAUAAAAACAGUACCCUUGAGGAUAUGCUAGCAAAACGUCCUGAUGGCAUUCCAGAUAAUCAAUUCCGCCAGCUGAUCAAGUAUUGGAAACACCCAACUGUUCAAGUAACGCUAAAAUAG
This is a messenger RNA of Solanum verrucosum, 726 nucleotides long. RefSeq lists its product as uncharacterized. NCBI's taxonomy places the organism in Eukaryota, Viridiplantae, Streptophyta, Magnoliopsida, Solanales, Solanaceae. The record is from RefSeq and is a predicted model, not a curated record. Bases 1 to 726 code for a protein of 241 amino acids. The transcript has 2 exons.